UUGAAUGGGUAUGCUAUUCCCUUUUAUUCCAAAUUACAUAUAUUUUUAUUACCAUUUUUGUAAAAUUCUUGUUGAGCCAUUAUGUUGUUGUUGUUUUUUGGUUCAUUCACAUUGUCUAUUUAAAAUUAGCUUUACAUUAUUGUUCAUGGAUUUUCCAAUAAUUAUUUGCUAUUAUUUUGUUAAUUCAUUUUUUAUAACAGCAAUAGUUUGAAUUGUGAUGGAGCUGUCAGAACUAAUAGAAAAAAGCCGUAUAGAUGGAGUCUUUCUUUGUGAAGGGCCGAGGCCACCACAAAAAGGGUCGUUGGCUUUGACCGGUCAUCAUUUGAUUUUCUCGCCAGAGAAGACUGAUUGGAAUUCACAAAUAAUUGGUGAGAAUGGAGUUUGUGCUGAAAAGUGUGCUGCAGACAGUCAUCAAAUAGAGAAUCAGGAAUUUUGGGUAUGUGAUUUGUAGGAUGAAAACUAGAAAUUUUCAGCUUUUGCAUCGAGCUGUGGACAGAGUUCUUGUUGAGCAGGUAAAUAGAAACCCUAAUGUCAAGCAAGGUGCCUAUCUUCGACUGAAAUGUAAAAAUUUUUUGCACAUUUGCUUUGAACUUGAUGAUUUACACGACUGUCAUCUUGUCGCAAGAUCAAUUGAAACUUUAUCAAAUCUUAGUGGUAUUAGACAUGAUUAUCCUUUCUAUUAUCGGUGUCCUUUUACUAUUCUUGACGAUGGUUGGAGAGCAUAUGUCAUAGAAGACAAAUUUUCUAAACUACAAUUGUUAACUGGGGAACGUUUCCGAAUCAGUUCUGUCAACAAAGAUUUUGAGACUUGUUCUUCCUAUCCCGAGCAAGUUAUUGUCCCAAAAGGAAUUGGUGAUGACUAUCUUCGAAUAUCUGCUACAUUUCGGAGUGGUGGACGUUUUCCAGUUUUAAGUUAUUAUCAUCAGAGAACUAAAUCCACAAUUUAUCGAUGCGGCCAGCCAUUAAUCGGACCAACAAGCAGGCGAUGUAAAGAGGAUGAAAUCAUUCUAAACUCAAUGCUUUCAAAAUUCUCCCAAGGAUUAAUUUAUGAUACAAGAUCAAAACUAACUGCACAGACAAGUGGCGGUUGUGAAAGUCAAAUGUAUUAUUCAAAAUGGAAAUAUGUUAAUGGAAAUGUGCCGAGGAUAAAAGAUUUGCACGAAUCAUUAACACGUUUAAUUGAAGGUACCAUAUAUUAUUAG
Molecule: messenger RNA, 1202 nt
Organism: Meloidogyne enterolobii
Lineage: Eukaryota; Metazoa; Nematoda; Chromadorea; Rhabditida; Meloidogynidae
Source: the annotation of a GenBank genome assembly